Molecule: messenger RNA, 484 nt
Organism: Staurois parvus
Lineage: Eukaryota; Metazoa; Chordata; Amphibia; Anura; Ranidae
Source: the annotation of a GenBank genome assembly
UAAUCCAGGCCUUGAAAUUUCCACUCGCCUGCUCGCCAAUAGCGAGUGAAAAUUAUGGUGGGGGCGAGUGUGUCCCCCAGGGCCAUCUUGCUGAGCAGGCUCGGAGCUCAGGCCAGAUCUGUCAUUGUCACUGGGAGCUGUCACACUGCUCAAUAGCUGAGCGCAGUAAAAGAAAAGGAAGGAGUGUGUGUUGUGCUCUCUGCCUCCCCCUCGAGUGCAGUACCCGGCUCUGUGAGUGAGCAACGAAGUACUGCAACUUUUUAUGUGUCUGUGCGUGUGUACAUGUAUCUGUGUGUAUGCGUAUGUAUGUGUGUGUGUACAUGCGUAUGUAUGUGUGUGUGUACAUGUGUAUGUAUGUGUGUAUGUGUGUACAUGUGUAUGUACAUAUUUAUGUAUGUGUGUGUGUGUACAUGUGUAUGUGUGUGUAUACAUGUCUGUGUGUAUGUACAUGUUUGUGUGCGUGUGUACAGGUGUCUGUGUGUUU